AUGAAGCUAGUGUCCUCGCUCAAUGCCCUUCUCCUGCUAGCCUCCUCAGUCUUAUCAGCACCAUGGCGUGAAGAUCUCGUCGGAUACAACCUCAAUGUCAAUCGCAAUGCCCAGUCCGUUCUCGAGUACGACUCCGAGCCAAGGAGGAACUACACUCCUUCCCCUCAAAACUGGCGCGCCCUACCCACUUAUACAAUCCUCAUGGAUAAAUUCGCGGAUGGCGACCCAAGCAACAACGACUACUUCAAAUCACCUUACGAGACGGACUGGCGAGAAACACAACUGCGCUUUGGUGGUGACCUGAAAGGACUAGAGGCCAAGCUGGACUACCUCUACGGCAUGGGUGUUAGGGUCAUCUACAUGUCCGGUACACCCUUCCUCAAUAUGCUAUGGCAAGCCGACAGUUACUCCCCCUUGGACUUUAGCGUAUUGGAUCCUCAUUGGGGCAACAUCGACGACUGGCGCCACUUCCUUGACGCUGUACAUGCCCACGGGAUGUACUUCAUGGCAGAUUUGACCGUUGGCACCAUGUCGGACCUGAUUGGCUUCGAGGGACAUCUCAACGUCAGCACACCGUUCAAUCUGAACGAGUAUAACGCCAUCUACAAACGUCCCAACUAUGCUCCUUGGGGAUUCGACGAGUAUGCUGAUUUCCAUACCGGAUGUGACAUUGCCAUACAGAUCAAUAACGAGCGGGAUCCCAACUGCAAGAUGCCUGUUAUGUGGAAAGAAGAUGGCGAACAGGUAGAGAUCAAGACGAAUGGCUGUAUGGAUUCCGAUUUCGAUCAGUACGGAGACAUGGAGGCGUUCGGUGUCCACCCGGAUUGGCAGCGUCAACUAUCCAAGUUCGCUUCAGUCCAAGACCGUCUUCGUGAAUGGCGUCCAGACGUAAUGGAACGCAUUCAAGUCUUUGCCUGCAUGCUCAUCAAGGCGCUGGACAUUGACGCGAUUCGAAUUGACAAAGCGACUCAAGUUACUGUGGAAGGAAUGACCGCCUGGGCUGUCCACACCCGUGCAUGUGCCAAGGAGUUGGGCAAGAACAACUUCUUCAUCGCCGGCGAGGUCACUGGUGGUGACACCUUCGGUUCCCUCUAUAUCGGUCGAGGUCGCACACCUACACAGCGCCCUGGAAGUCCGCUAGUCGCUUUCAAUCUGACCCACGACGACAGCUACUUUUUGCGUGAAUACCCAAACAGUGCGCUCGAUGCAGUCGCGUUUCAUUAUUCCAUUUAUCGCAAUUUUGCCCGGAUUCUCGGAAUGGAUGGAAACCUCCAGGUUGCUUUCGACACUCCGGUCAACUUGGCCGAUGCUUGGAACACUAUCUUCACCAGCAACGACAUGCUCAACGCUGAGACCGGAGUGUUCGAUCCUCGCCACAUGUAUGGAACCAGUAACUUCGAUGUUUUCCGCUUCCCCAGCUUGGAACAUGGAACGCUACGAAGCUCAUUGGGUACGUUCCUGGCAUCCCUGGUCAUGCCUGGCAUCCCCCUUUUGUACUACGGCGAAGAGCAGAACUUGUAUCUGUUCGAUAACGGUGCAUCCAACUAUCUCUACGGCCGUCAAGCAAUGACCAGCACGCAGGCCUGGAAACGCCAUGGUUGUUAUACUUUGGGUUCCGAGCAGUACUUCAACAUGCCUCUAGAGCGUGCUCUGACGGGAUGUCUCGACGACUGGAACGCACUCGAUCACUUCGACCCGACGAUGAACUCUCGUCGCAUGUUUUCGCGUUUCUUCCAACUGCGAGAGCAGUACGGGGCCCUUCAAGAUGGUUUUGUAUUGACCCAGGUCGGGAACUGGACGUAUUGGAUCCAACGCCCUGGUUCGAACAACACUGGCACCGAAAUGGGUCUGUGGUCUAUGCUUCGCAGCGACAUGCCCGGCCAGACGCUUGGAGGAGAGUCGCAGACACCCGUCGCGCUUCUGUACACGAACGAGAACACGACCCAAACGUACACCUUCAAUUGCAAGAACAGAAGCCCUCCACCGAUCGUCAUUGGUCUCCCCAUCGCCGGCGUCACCACCGUCCGAAAUCUCUUCUAUCCCUAUGAGAACUACACGCUUCAAGCCUCCACCCAUACUCUCUACGACGACGGAAGAACCUUCCUCGGCUGCAUCCCCUCCAUCGAGAUGGAAGCCUAUAGCUUCAAGGCCCUCGUUCCUAUCUCUGAGUGGAGACCACCGACGCCUGCCCUCACCAAGUUUACCCCAGGGCACGAUUCGAGGAUUCUAGUUUCCGAUGGGAACGCCACCAGCAUACCCAUUAGUCUAGAGUUCAACACUAUCAUGGAGUGCGAAAGCGUUACGAAUAGUGUGACGAUCGAGGUCCAAUCUUCAGGCCGAGGGGGUACAGUGACACGGUCGACACCCCAGUGCGCUCCAGUCACCAAUCCAGAUCCUAACCAACUUCCUGGUGGUGACGUAUCUGUCUGGUCAUGGUCUACCACCUUGUCCAACGUCCCCGACGGCGUGAUUGUGAUCACCAUCGACCAUCCUGCAGCAGCGGGUCAACCCGAAUUCACGACAAAUGCCAUUGAUCGUGUGAUGAUCCGCAAAGGCGAUGCGUCCAAUGUCAUGGUUUUCCCCUUGAAUGACUAUGACAAUGAUGCUUUCACUCUCACUGAUGGACAAUACGUCUUUACGCAUAAGGCCCUGGGCGCGGAGAGGUUCAGAUAUAGCGGAGACUUUGGUCUGAGCUGGUCGGAUUGGGCGGAUUGGGAGGAUACCACUACGAUUGAUCGCGACGUCUUCUACGACGACAAGAACGUCUGGGAUGGUGCUCAUAUCAUCGUUCAAUACUGGAGUAGCGCAACCAUGUCCACCGCAGCGGUUGUCCACGCCGACCAUGGAUGGAAAGGCGGUCAACGUCGUGUCCCCCAAUUCAUGGUUCGAGGACCAUUCAACACCUGGGGAUACGAUCAGGGUAUCGACCAUAUCAUGGAGCUGAAUGAUGAGGGCAAGUGGGAACUCAAGGUCAUGUCCUCAUGGCCGACCUACAUGCAGCUCAACGUUUUCGACUUCAAUGAUUACUUCUACGGCGAUGCCGACGGUGACGGGGUUCUCGACCGAUUGCCGCCCAACACCGUUGCUCCCAACUACGUCAACCUUUCCGCUCCCCCGUACCCCCACUUGUCUUGGUCGCUCAUCGUUGACGACUCCGGCAUGACUUGGUCGUUGAAACCUCACGGCCAUGCUAUCGUUGGCGCGAUCAUGUACGCUCUCCUCCUUUCCAUCCCCCUCAUCACUGGCACAUUGGCCGUUAUGGUCUUCAUGUGGACCUUCUACGGGAUCAAGCACAACCGCUACGGUGUCAAGGCCAAGAACAACACCAACUACUUCCCUAUCCUCGGUGCUUUGGGCAAGUCCGGUUCGGAGGGAAAGGAUAACAAGUCGAUGAAGGAGAAGGUGUUCGGUAGGCCUAAGAUGAACAAAGAAAUCAUUGGUUGGCCCGAAGACAAGAACAAGCGACGCAAGGUUUUGAUUGCCACUCUGGAAUACGAAAUCAUUGACUGGAAGGUCAAGGUCAAGAUUGGUGGCUUGGGUGUCAUGUCGUCCCUGAUGGGUAAGGCGAUGACGGAUGUUGAUCUCAUCUGGGUUUGCCCCAAGGUCAAAGACAUCGAUUACCCCGCAGGCGAACCCGCCGAUCCUAUCGAGGUCAUCAUUUUCGGCGAGCCGUACCUCAUCGAAGUCGAGACCCAUCAGUUAGACAACAUCACCUAUGUCAUCCUGGACAGUCCUGUUUUCCGAGCACAGACUAAAUCGGACCCUUAUCCCGCUCGCAUGGACGACCUGAGCUCUGCCAUCUUCUACUCCACCUGGAACCAGGCUAUCGCUGCCACGAUUCGACGCUUCCCUACCAUCGACAUCUACCACAUCAACGACUACCAUGGCGCUCUAGCUCCCAUCUACCUCCUCCCCAAGGUCAUCCCGGUCUGUCUCUCCCUUCACAACGCCGAAUUCCAAGGUCUCUGGCCCCUUCGCACCAAAGAAGAAAUGAAGGAAGUCUGCUCGGCAUUCAACAUCAGCAAAGAACACUGUACCAAAUACGUUCAGUUUGGUAAUACGUUCAACUUGCUUCACGCAGCUGCCUCCUUUAUUAGCGUCCACCAAAAGUCUGUUGGUGUUGCUGGUGUGUCCGACAAAUAUGGCAAACGGUCUUGGGCCCGGUAUCCUGCACUUUGGACACUCAAGCACGUCGAUUCGCUGCCCAAUCCCGAUCCUAGCGACAUCGCCGCUCUGGACGAGAAACCCGUCAAGGCAAAGGAAGUUCAAAUUGAUCAAGAGGCAGAGGCUCUUCGACCUGAACACAAACGUCAAGCACAAGAAUGGGCUGGGAUCAAGCAAGACCCUAAUUCCGAUUUGUUCGUGUUCGUCGGACGUUGGUCAAAGCAAAAGGGUGUCGAUCUCAUCGCUGAUGUUAUGCCCUCUCUCCUGGCCAAGCGUCCCAGUAUCCAACUCAUCGCGGUCGGUCCUGUCAUUGACCUCUACGGACGGUUCGCUGCGGAGAAGUUGGCUCGACUCAUGGAGAUGUAUCCUGACCGAGUGUUCUCGAAGCCCGAGUUUACAGCUCUUCCCCCAUACCUGUUCAGUGGUGCCGACUUUGCUCUGAUCCCUUCUCGAGAUGAGCCUUUCGGUCUAGUUGCUGUCGAAUUUGGUCGCAAGGGUGCCCUUGGUGUUGGUAGUCGCCUCGGAGGUUUGGGUUUGAUGCCUGGCUGGUGGUUCCCUGUCGAAUCGAGCGCGACGAAUCACAUGUUGUCACAAUUGACCAAGACAAUCAAGUUGGCGCUCAAGUCGACGGAAGAAGAGCGAGCGGUUCUUCGUGCCCGGUCUGCAGUUCAACGAUUCCCUGUCGUUGAAUGGCGUCAACGGAUGGAAGAUUUCCACAAACGCAGUAUCAACACCAGUCGCGGCCUUGCUGGAGCGAACGCGUGGCGGGAAUCUGAUUGCGAUGGCUCUGGCCUUCGGCCUGUAGCUCACACCGGAGACUGGGACCCAGUGGAGCAAGCUCAGCCUACGCAACCUGAGUGGGACAGUCGUAGCAUGCGUAGCUUCAACGAUGGAGCGUCUACUCCUAUGACACCUGGAUCACCUGCGGCCUGGAGUCAAGAGACGCUCAGUCAAAGGAAUGGGUACAACGCAGAGGGUGAUGACUACUUCGCAAGUCAUGGUCGAGGAUCAAGUUAUGCCGGCACACCCAACAGCAAUGCGGGAGACUUUGGCAACUUCCUCGAACGGGCGAAUCGUACAAUUGGCCGUGAUCAGCGUCAUGCUCCCGAUCCCUUCUUGGACGGUGGACUCAUGCCCAACAGGCCUUUCGGUUCUCAUUCCCGCGUUUCAUCCGUCGAAUCGAUCUCGUCCAUCGUUGAAGAAAAGUCAAACUCGCCUUUGAACAAAGCCAUUGCCUCGUUCACCGACGCCGAUGGUGGUGUUGCGGCUGAAUUCGUUCAAAGGCUUCAGCAUCUCGAUUCCAAGAACUCGGAGACAGAGUUGUCGAUCGAGAAGUUCUUGAUGAAGAGCGAGGAAGCAUUCUUUGGCAAGGUCAAAAAAGAGAAGCUGUCGUCCAGCGCUGCAAGUCUAAGGUCAUCUCACCGAGACCGGGAAUCUGUAUGGGGCACUCCUACACCAUCGUUGUACUCUCGCCCAGAGUCUCCCAACACGGCGAUGUUCCAGCCAGACUAUGAUGGUGGCUUCAUCGACCCCUCGCAGCCAGACGGACCACCGAUGACCAGACUUCAGAUUGCGCUAGCCCGGGAGAUUCUUGGUUGGCCGCUCUACACGAUCAUCAUCGCCCUCGGGCAAAUGUUGAGUGCAACCAGUUUCCAAAUCACCCUCUUGUCCGGUCGAAGUUGGUCGAGCGAUGUUCAACUCUACAUCAUCGCUUCGGUAUUCUUCGCGGCGUCAGCCAUGUGGUAUCCUCUCUUCAGACUAAAGCCGUCUGUCUACGUCCUCUCUGCUCCCUGGAUCUUCUUCGGUUUGGCGUUCUUCAUGAUUGGCUUGCCUACUAUCCACCCCGCCCUUGCCCCAGCUCAUUAUGCCUUGUCCAACGCUGCAACGUGGUCUUACGCUGUCGCUUCGGCUGCUGGAUUCUUGUUCUUCGGCCUCAACUUUGGUGAAGAAGCAGGUGCGGCAACUGAGGUCUGGACCCUCCGAGCUUGCAUCGUGCAAGGUUCGCAGCAAAUCUGGGUCGCCGCUUUGUGGUACUGGGGUUACUCUUUGAACGGGCGGGAGGACGGCUACAUCCCACCCUGGUACAUCAUCUUAGCUGUGUGGCCCCUUGCCAUCAUGAGCUUCCUCUUCGCGUAUCUCAUGCUCUACGGCUUGCCCGAUUACUACCGACAAGCUCCUCCCAAGGUUCCUGGAUUCCUAAAGACCAUGUUCCGUCGUAAACUCGUUGUGUGGUUCUUGAUCUCUGUUGUAUUGCGGGAUUACUGGCUCAGCACUCCCUAUGGUCGCAACUGGACUUUCCUUUGGAACGUACCUAUUCCCAAGUGGCAGACCUUCAUUCUCGUCAUCGUUUUCUUCGUUUUCGCCUGGGCCGCGAUGAUGCUCGUCCUCACGCAUUUCUCGAAGACCCACACUUGGUUGUUGCCGAUAUUCGCUGUCGGACUUGGAGCACCGAGAUGGUGUCAGAUGUUGUGGGGUACAUCUUCGUUGGGCCUGUAUGUGCCUUGGGGUGGUUCGGCUGGCCCGUACCUUAGUAUCUCUCUUUGGCUUUGGCUCGGUGUACUUGAUGCCAUCCAGGGCGUUGGCCUGGGUAUGAUCCUUCUUCAGACCCUGUCCCGACUUCACGUUUGCGCUACGUUAGCAUUCGCUCAGAUGAUUGGUUCACUUUGCGUGAUCCUAGCUCGCGCAACUGCACCGAAUAGGUUGGGGCCUGGUACCGUCUUCCCUGAUGCUUCGAAGUGGACGCCUUCGGAAGGAUGGUCAGAAAGUCCUAUUGCCUUCCCGCUCUUCUGGGUGGCACUGGUAUGCCAAAUCAUCAUUGUCUUGGGUUAUUUCUGGUUCUAUCGCAAAGAACAGCUCUCACGCCCAUAA
Coprinopsis cinerea okayama7#130 is the source of this 7032-nucleotide messenger RNA. RefSeq names its product alpha-1,3-glucan synthase. The transcript is spliced from 17 exons. Gene Ontology annotation, biological process: fungal-type cell wall (1->3)-alpha-glucan biosynthetic process. Lineage: Eukaryota; Fungi; Basidiomycota; Agaricomycetes; Agaricales; Psathyrellaceae. Gene Ontology annotation, molecular function: alpha-1,3-glucan synthase activity. Gene Ontology annotation, cellular component: fungal-type cell wall. Bases 1 to 7032 code for a protein of 2343 amino acids. The record is from RefSeq and is a predicted model, not a curated record.